AUGGCCCUUGCUCAAAGACCUCGUUCACAGCUCGUCAGGCGAGCCACCACACGCCAUGUGCGCAGCUCCAAUCGAGGACUAUGGACCCCUGCUCAAGAGAGGCGCCCACGCAACCGACUUCACACCACUUGCCGAGACGUACCGCAAUCCACAGUGCCAAUGGAUGAUGCGCAGGUCAAGGUACUGACGCAAUUCAUCGAGUCACUCAUUGAGUUAGCCGGGAUCCCAGCCCCGUGUGCUGGUGAUCUAGCCCGGCGUUGUAUUCCAAAGCUCCCAGACGAAUCGAUCGAGACGGUUAGGGCACUGUACGAACUGCCAAAGAUGUCGGACUUCUUCGAAGCAUAUCACUUCCUGGCCUGGGCCGACCUCGAAAAUCGCUGCCAAUAUCUUUAUCAAGCCGAUGGGAAAUCACAAGAAAACUUUCGGCGGAUGGAAGCAUCAUUCCGGAAGAUGUGGAAAACCAUCGCCAGUGUUGCUCCUGAGCAACCCUCGAUAGCCAGAAAGCUUUUUGUAUUUGCCAGCGAGCGUGUGGAGGAUAUCGAUGACUUUCUGGAAGCCGUAGAAGAGGAACUUGGCUUCCAGACCUGGCUGAGCACCGUCGUCACACGCCCCAUCCUGAACGUAGCAUGGCGGCUUCUCAUCGGCCCCCACUUGGACUAUAUAGUGUUCGAAGCCCUUAAGAAAGACGGAGCCUUGGAAAGCGACACCUUCGACUUGGAAGCCGCCAUCAACAUAGAUCAGCGAGGCAUCCGGAAGUCCGAUGCGCCAAAUGCCUUUCUUGAGGUAUGCUUGCUGAAAGCGCCGUCCACCAUCGUCAUGGGCGCCAUGAGCCUCCGAACACAACUAGGCCUCUUUUACGCCAUGGCAACGAGCAGUCUCGCCGCAAUGGUCCUUGCCUAUGGGUCCUAUGUCACACUUGCCUCGUCGGCAAAGCAGACGCAGCGUGCGAAAGCCGCGAGGGAUGAAGCCACGUAG
Molecule: messenger RNA, 975 nt
Organism: Verticillium alfalfae VaMs.102
Lineage: Eukaryota; Fungi; Ascomycota; Sordariomycetes; Glomerellales; Plectosphaerellaceae
Exons: 3
Coding region: 1-975 (324 amino acids)
Source: RefSeq, a predicted model, not a curated record